AGCAACACGCAAGAAGCGCCUUUUGCUCACAGAAGAAAAGCAGAUUUAUUUUCAACGACAAUGGGAGAGGGAAGGAGAACCCGCAGGCAACAAGGAGAAAGAACUCCGGUGCGUUAUGUUGAGGACCAUGCUGAAGAAGACAGUUGAGUGACGUGAAGCAACUCGUUUAUGUAAGAAGAGCAACAGGAAGAAACUGUUGGUUGUCAUUUCUAUCUCAAAGAAUGUCACACCCACAAAAAAAAAAGAAAAAAAGUUGAAUGAAUGCAUUUCCCUGGUAAUUAGACCAAACGUAAUGUUGCGUAUGCAAAUGAGAAGGGACAAGUGAUGCUGGAACGAUUUCUUGAAUAUUAAAAUUGGUUGUUAAAUUCAAAUUGCGUUCAGGGUGUCACUGAGAGCUGACAUGAGCUUUAGGAAUUUUUUUUUUUCUUUUUUUUUUUUUUUUGCAGUCUGCGGGUAACAGCGAACUCUCAUUGCAGAGGUUCUUGUCAGAUCCCGUCAAGACCGGAAGGACAUAAUACUUAGAACUGGAUCUGUUGACAAUUGGCUCAAACUCGUUUAUAAGGACUUUUGCAAGUUGGACACUUUGAAAAGUCAGGCAGAAAAACAAGUCCCCAAAAAAUGAUGAAGCACUCAAACGCUUGCUGGCUCAACUGGCUUGGAACAUUGCACGGGCUAAAAAGCCAUACAAUGAAGGGAAGUUCUUUUUAAAACGAAUGCUAUCAGACAUCCAACAAAAAGAAUUGCUUCGAGUGGCAACGAUGGAAUAAAAGCCAUAUUUGAAGAGGAAUGCUCAAGGCAAGGCAUGGCACAAGUCAAGCAACAUGCAUAAAUCAAACCAGCCUCUUUUAACCGUUCAUGCACGGAGAUGGUUUAGGGAUGCGAGAAGAGAGUUGUGACAUGCUGUCGAUCCAAAUUGACCAAGACGUGGAUGGAGUGGAAUGUUCUCUUCUGUGGCAGACGCGUCACCAGCCAGAUUCAGUUGUACCUGAGGGCGUCAAACUGAGAAAGACAAAUCUCCCCUGAGGGAGAGAGAGGGAGAGAGAGAGAGGAAGGGUGCAGGAAGCCACAGACCAAGCGAGCGAGACAAAGGUGGGGGUUCCCUCGCCUUCUCUCCUCCAGUCUUGUCGUCAGGCUGGCCGGCACUGCCAUGGCGUUCACCUUUGCGGCCUUCUGCUACAUGCUCACCUUGGUGCUGUGCGCCGCCCUCAUCUUCUUUGUCAUCUGGCAGAUUAUCGCCUUUGACGAACUGCGCACAGACUUCAAAAACCCCAUCGACCAGAGUAAUCCCACCAGAGCGAGGGAAAGGAUUCUCAAUAUCGAGCGAAUCUGCAACCUUCUUCGCAGAUUGGUGGUGCCAGAGUAUUCCAUCCAUGGACUCUUUUGCCUAAUGUUCAUGUGUGCUGCAGAGUGGGUCACACUUGGACUAAAUAUCCCUCUUCUCUUCUACCAUCUGUGGAGGUUUUUCCAUCGACCGGCCGAUGGGUCCGAGGUUAUGUACGAUCCCGUGAGUGUGAUGAACGCUGACAUCCUCAAUUACUGUCAGAAGGAGUCGUGGUGUAAGCUGGGCUUUUAUCUUGUCUCGUUCUUCUAUUAUCUCUACAGCAUGGUCUAUGCCCUGGUGAGCUUCUAAAAGAGACUCCCUGGUGAGAUGGAUAGAAACGGAAAGAGCGACCACAUCGGCUCUACCUUCCCAUCCAUCAGUGGGCUCGGGUUUCCCGCAAUACAACGAAACAAACCCAAACAGAGUGCCAUUGUGAAUGUCAAGGUGUUGCCUCCGAUCCAUUUCCGUAUAUCACUUUAUUACAAACACUGCAGUGAGACAGAUGGACAAAGCAAUGGAUGGAGGAUGACGGAAAAGGUGUUUGUGUUGCCUUUUACGCCUCAUGACCAAUGUUGACAAGGACUCUGAAGGGCUGGAGUAAUCCCACGUUGCUCUUACUGAUCCAGUCUUUGAACUCACUGUGACUUUCCAAAUGUUUAACAUGGGCUGGAACACAAAAUCAUUUGUCUGUCAUUUUCCAUUUGGAUGGUGUACAUCUGUUUGGUGGUACUCCAUGUUUUGAUAAGACACCUCUAAUAUCCAACCACUGUUUUUCUACUGGGUUGCUGAUACAUUUUACUGUAAAAUGAAAUUAAAAUCACUGUAAAAACGCAGGCAGGGAUAUUACAGGUCAGUUUGUGCACAGACACUUUCAAUUGAGAGGUCGAGAAAGCUUUGGCUGCCAGGGUCAUUGGGGUCAAACUGUAAAAAAAAAUAAUAACAAUUCAAAAGUAAGGUCAAAGUCUCUAUACAGGCAAUCCGACUUGAAUUCCCGGUAAAUUGUUUUUUUUCCUCCACAAAGCUUUGCGCUCACAGAUUCAAUGCCAAAAGAUUGUAUAUGAAAAACAUUGUGCCAAAGACCAAGGGUGAAGUGAAAAGCAACAAUAAGGCUUGAGAAAUACUGUAAAUGCUAAGGCAACGCGAUGUGUCCUUCAAAAUAAUAUCCAAUCUUGGUACGAUGGUUUUCUUAAACACAACGGAACAAAGGCCUACAUUUGUUUUAUUUUUUAGUGUGCAGAAAUCGCCUUAUUGCCAUUUACGUUUGUGUUAGCACUUAUGCUAGCUAUUUUAGCACAGUGACAGUUCAUGUAUAACAAGCAAUUAAAAGGACAAUGUUGACAAUGCGAGUGUGUUUCAUAACCGAGUGGGGACGCAAAGUGAUAAUGAUGUAGAGUCAUUUGAUAAUACAAUCAGACACAUGAAGUCAUUGCUGCUUGAUGACCAAGCCUUUGCUCAUCUGCUCUUGCUUUCAUGUGUUCAUUAGUUGGCCUUAUAUGUAGAUAAGUGAUGAUUCCAUUGUGAUUUGUAGGAGUACAGCUAUUCAGGGGCUUGAUAAAAAAAAAAAAAUCCCCCCCUCCCCUCCGGCUGCAUGUGUAGUUAUUAACAAAUACUGAUAACAUGUCUGGUGUUGCUACUUCGGAAAAAGUGUAUCAUGAGUAGUGCAGCCUGUCGAAAUAUUUUCAAACAUUCACACCGCAGUGUCAAACAUAUAUUUUGGUGUCGGUAAGAGUGUGUGAAAAAGAUAUUUUGAAUAGAAAGCAAUACUAGGAUGAAAGCCUAACACGGGAAUAAAUUCAUUACAUGGUUUGCGAAGAAUUCGAAUAAAUAUCAGUGACGUUAUAGGGACAACAAUUACUUGAUUGAUUGGUUUUAUUCUUAGGAUAUUUCUUUUACAAUUCAGAUGACUUGUUACAGAAUAUAGUUCACGUUUGAAGAAAAUAUUCUUUUUGUUAUGCAGUAUGUCAAUAUUUUUGUUGUUCAUACUAAACUGAUUAUAACGGUAAAACUGAAGAAAAAUAAAAGGGAGGGCAGAUGAUGUUAAAGUGCAAUUAAGGUGUUUACAAUAAUGGUACUAGAAGCAUUUCUGUAUGUAACAUACAUGGUUACAUACAUUGUUUACAUGGCUUGUGUGUCUUAUUCUAACACCCCUAUUGCAGUAAUUAUUGCAAUAAAUAUUUUUUGUGUAAACAAAGCCACUGCCUAUCCAACACUAGCAAGUGACAGCAUAGCGCUAACUUGACAAAUGCUAACCUCUUCCAUUAGAAAAAAAGGUUUGGGAAUAUUAAGUGAAUUAAAUGUAAUUUUUAAAUACAAAUUAAAGAAGUGAAUUAAAUUGUAUUCAUUUGCAAGAAUGUAUGCGAUGAAAAGGUUUAAAAAUAUCAAAUUUCAAAUACAAACAGAUUCAGAAAGGAAGAGAAUUAAAGAAAAGUUUGUUUCACUUCAACCCUUUAGUGUCGUUAAAAAAAAAAAAAAAGAGAGAGAGAUCUUCUAGUCCGGAAGAAACGUAAAAGACGCACAAACAAAACAAUCCCGGCAACAAUAUUGAGGACACCUGCACAAUUUCAUCAUAUUCAAUACGAGAGCUAUAAAAAAAAAGUCACAUCCUGCUUCCACACUAUCAAAGACAUCAAAUUAAAAGUUGCGUUGUUGUAAACUUUGUUCUUCAGGUGUGCUUAAUGUUGUGCCACUUGAGUUGGAAUAACACCAUCGGGACAAUGGCCAUAAGGACAGUUAGAGAAAUACAAUUUGGUUGACUGUCUCUUUGUAACCAUGUAUGUAAUCUCCAAGCAAAUUGAAAAAUGUCAUUUCGGUCCUAUGUAUUUAUUUGUAUACAUUUCUGAUCAUUGUAUGCUAUAUAACCAGUUUGGUGGACAACUUUAGAUCAAUCAGGUUUCAAUAUGAUGUACAGUUCAUAAAUACUAAGCA
Messenger RNA from Syngnathus typhle (broad-nosed pipefish), 4246 nucleotides. It is a transcript of the gene cnih2, whose product is annotated as cornichon family AMPA receptor auxiliary protein 2. Lineage: Eukaryota; Metazoa; Chordata; Actinopteri; Syngnathiformes; Syngnathidae. The transcript is spliced from 8 exons. Gene Ontology annotation, cellular component: dendrite; synapse. Bases 1148 to 1630 code for a protein of 160 amino acids. Gene Ontology annotation, biological process: vesicle-mediated transport; regulation of AMPA receptor activity. The record is from RefSeq and is a predicted model, not a curated record.